Molecule: messenger RNA, 1293 nt
Organism: Colletotrichum siamense
Lineage: Eukaryota; Fungi; Ascomycota; Sordariomycetes; Glomerellales; Glomerellaceae
Exons: 2
Coding region: 1-1293 (430 amino acids)
Source: RefSeq, a predicted model, not a curated record
AUGGGUGGUGCUGUGUCAUCUCUCAAAUCUGCCGCCAAGGGCACUGACGAUGCUGCACACGCCAGCUCGCCUGGCAAACAGGCCGACUCUGCUGUUGCGCACGCUGCAGGUAACGGCCUCCCUUCAAACGCCAAACCAGCAGGUGAAGAUGGGCCUGGCUAUGCAACAUGGCUGGCCAUAGGAAACACCGCCGCAUAUGGCAUAUAUGGCACAUCAUCUGAUCCAGGAGAGCUUCCUCCUGUUCCGGUAGAAUGGAUCAUCGCCCCCAAAACCGUGUCAGCCGGGCAAUGUCCAUCCGUUGGCCACAAUAUCACCACAUUUAUUGUAACGGAUGUCGUUGCUGGCAUCAUUGCUGCCGUCUUCUGCUGCAGACCAAUUGUAAAGAAGAUAACGUUUGGUCGUUUCGGCAAACUUCCUAACAAAACAUCUCGGUGGUGCAGCUCCGUCUGGUGGACAUGGCUGAUAAGCUUGUUGCUGGCGCUUGGAGGGAACCUGGGUGUCACUCUCUUUGUGGUGAAUGCUGAGGGAUACACGCAUCUGUCUAAGCUCAUCAUCUUUGCGCUGUAUGCUUCCCGCCCGCGCAUCAACAUGGUGGUCGUGGCUCUGCUCCGAGUCCUUGUUGCCGUACGCACGAAAGACUGGUCCAAGGCCGCAAGCUACAAGCCUGUUGAAAAGGAGGAGUUGGAGAGCCAAGACACGACGUACUCCGGCUCUGAACCUACGACCAAAGAAGGCGCUGGUGACGGAAGCGACUCCGAGAAACUCAUCAUCAAGAUUUACGAUGGAACGGGAGCUUUGGAGAAGGAAUACGUCUACAUCGACUCCUACCGGAGCACCGUCGUGGCCGAGAUAAUACUGAAUACCAUUUCAGCAGUUUUCGUCGGCGUAACCUGGGGUCGCUUCCCCAACCAAACCAUCAAAACCUACAUGAACCCGAAAACAAUAUUCAUGCAAACUGCCCCGGCAAUCUCGUUCGUCGGCGCCAUUUUCGCUAUACCAGUGUAUUGGAAAAGAGGCAGAUAUGUGGACGACAAAUGGGUGAGGGGGCUAGCUGGGGCUGCUUCCUUUGGCACUGCUUAUGCCGCGCCUUGGGUGUACUGGUACUACUUCUUGCAGCUUCCCGGGGCUUUGUGGUGCCCUCCCAAACUUCCCAUUCAGGCAAUCAUCUGGACUGCAUUCUCUCUGGCCGGUUGGUGUCCGUUAUCUCUCAGAUAUAACGAGCUAAAGAAUAUUGACAAAGCACAGGAAACAUUCUGGCCUAAUGAUUUCGACAGCGAUCUCAAUGACAGCUAA